UUUAUUGAUUUUCUUACCUGUGGUAAAAUGGCGGCUUAAAAAAAAAACGAGGAGCAUGAUCAUGAGCAAUUUUCUAUGAAGAAAAAGUGUAUAUUUUAUGCUGACCAAGGAGCAAUCAUAAAAACUAACGUGCAUGUAGAUCUACCUUAGAGGAACAUGUACACACUCUUAGCCAUUGUGAUCUGCUGUGUCUCGGGUCUGAAUGCAGAGCAAUGCUACACGAGUUCCGGUGGAGUCUACAGCGCCGGAAGUAUCUACCGAAAUCUGCAGUACUGUGCAUUUGGUUGUUGCGGACCUGGUCUAAACCGUUACUGCUGCCCUAUAAUUGGACCAGUCAUCGGUAUCUGUCUCGGAGCUCUUACUUUCAUAGUCAUUCUCAUCAUAAUAAUCGUCUGCUGCAGAAGAUAUGCCGAGAAACAAGCCAAGCGUCGAGCAGACCUGAAAUUACAUAUAGGACCGACGCUGGCCAGUCGCUAUGAUCCACCUCGCGAUGACGCUGAAUCCAACCACGUGACCAGCAAACAAGACUACCAAGUGAGAUCCCACUCAGAUCGACAUGCAUCUUCACAUCAUAUGUCGGAUGAACACUUAGAUGACUUAGAUUAUCGUCCAAAACGAAAACGAGGCGCAAAUUACCCUCGAUCUUACUCUCGUGAUGAUGCUCGACUUGUGAGCAAGAAGGACAGCUACAGAAAUGAAAAGAGGUCUUCACGGGCAAGGGACCCGCAUACCUACGAAAAUCGACGAGAAUACCACAGCGACGACGGUUUGCGACACGAUCAUCGCGAUAGUUAUCGUGGACGACAUCAGCAUCGCGAUGAUCGUGAGAGGGAGCGACGUCACAGUCGAUCACGUGAAAGAUACAUAGAUCGUAGUUACGACGGUGAUGAUUAUUCUGACGAGGAGAGGAACACCCGUUCCAGUCAUCGCAGAUCACGAUACAGUGACCCCCCACCAUAUCGCGAGAGGUCACGAGACUUUGAUAGAUAUGACCGACCUUCUCAACGUAAAUCAAGGUCAAGAGACCGAGACUAUUACGAUAGAUGAAAAUCACCAUAGAAUUCUACUAAAUCAAUAAUGAAGCUCUAACAUUUCUUUAUCGAUGUAUUGUUUAAUUUGAAAUGUUCAUGCAUAAUUCAAAACUAAUGAUAACGUUUUAUAUUCAUCAAGUUCCUGCAGUCGUGGUGCAGUGAAGGAGGUAUGUUUAAGUUAUCACGACCCCCCCCCAAUUUUGUUUUUCAUCUUUAAUGAUGAAAAUCUACUUUGUAACGUGUUUAAAAGGUUCUACAAAAGUAUGUAACGACAGAAGCUCAUUAUAGAGUGAAUAUUAUUUGUUGUGUUAACAAAGAUUGAGGUAUGUUAUUGUUUACAGAGUUAAAUUGAAAAUAUAUGGCUAUCGAUCUAUGUUUAUAAUUUUCAAAUGUAUAUCAUAUUUCAAGUAUUUUUCAAAGGUAAAAUGGGCAAUUUGAAAGUUGAAUUUGUGCAAAAUGAGGAUGCUUUGAAUGACAAAAUUAACAUUUCACUGGUUUGUUUGUAAACAUAAACAAUGUUUGAGCCUUGUUUACUGAACACACAGUUAAGGCUAACAUAUUGCCCUUAUCCUUGCAUUAAGAAGGUUCAAGUUUUGGUUGUCAACUUUAAAAAUUUUAUACAGUAGAAGUGGAAUUUUUAGCCAGACACAAAUUUUGCAAUUUCUCCAUAUAAAUGGGUACAGUGUAUAUAUAUUUAGCGAGAGAUAAUUUUAACGACUUUAUAAUUUCAGGUAAGGUAACUAUUACCUCCGAUAUGGAAUAAAUUGUUAGCGGUGUUUAAUUUUAGGGACCAUAUAACUUUCGCUAAUGCCAAAAUUAAAUCUCGCUAAAAUGUUUGAUUAUACGACAUAUUUAAUGUUUAACAUAUGAAAUGCCCCCCCCCCCAAAUCGCGAACCAGUCCCUUUACGUACUAAUUUUACAUAAAUAUGAUAUAUACAUAUUGUAUUGUGUUGUUUGUUUCUUCAUGUUUAUUGUAUAGCUAUUUUUGUAUAUACACAAGUCUCCUCGUAAUAACAAUGGAAGUAAAUCUGUGAUUGUCAAUAUACAAUGUGCAGUCAUUAUUAUUCAAAUAUUGUUUAAUAGAUGAACGACACCGGAAAAUUCAGGAAAUCAUGGUUUUCUACCUAGAUAACAUCUAUACUAUUACAUACUGCAUGUAAUUAUGGAAUUCGAUUUUUUUGUGUGUUUUAGGGCCGACUAAUCGGGAGAGAGCUGUCUUUUGCUUGUAAUAUAAUGAACAUUGUACUUGAUUGACGUUUUCUUAUUGGAACCUCUUUAUAGCUCACCUGAGCCGAAGGAUCAAGUGAGCUUUUCUGAUCAAAAUUUGUCGGUUGUCUGUCGUCGUUGUUGUAAACUUUUCACAUUUUCAUCUUCUCAAGAACCACGAGGCCAAUUUUAAUCAAAUUUGGCCAAAUGCAUCUUUGGGUAAAGGGCUUUCAAGUUUAUUCAAAUGCAGGGUCAUUCAAAGAGGAGAUAAUUACGAAAAUGCAAAAAUAGGGUGGGGUCAUUUAAAAAUCUUCUUCUCAAGAACCACAGGGCCAGAGAAGCUGAAAUUUAUAUGAAAGCUUCCUUACAUAGUGAAGAUUCAAGUUUAUUCAAGUCAUGGCUCCCAGGGUUAGAUUGGGGCCACAAUAGGGGAAUAAAGUUUUACCUAGAAAUAUAUAGGGAAAAUCUUUAAAAAUCUCAAGCACCAAUGAGCCAGAAGAGCUGAAAUUUAUGUGAAAGCUUCCUUACAUAGUGCAAAUUCAAGUUUAUUCAAGUCAUGGCUCCCAGGGUUAGAUUGGGGCCACAAUAGGGGAAUAAAGUUUUACCUAGAAAUAUAUAGGGAAAAUCUUUAAAAAUCUUCUUCUCAAGCACCAAUGAGCCAGAAGAGCUGAAAUUUAUGUGAAAGCUUCCUUACAUAGUGCAAAUUCAAGUUUGUUCAAAUCAUGCCACCGGGGUAGAUUGGGGCCAUAAUAGGGGAUCAAAGUUUUACCUAGAAAUAUAUAGGGAAAAUCUUUAAAUUCAUUCAAAGAGGAGAUAAUUACGAAAAUGCAAAAAUAGGGUGGGGUCAUUUAAAAAUCUUCUUCUCAAGAACCACAGGGCCAGAGAAGCUGAAAUUUAUAUGAAAGCUUCCUGACAUAGUGAAGAUUCAAGUUUAUUCAAGUCAUGGCUCCCAGGGUUAGAUUGGGGCCACAAUAGGGGAAUAAAGUUUUACCUAGAAAUAUAUAGGGAAAAUCUUUAAAAAUCUUCUUCUCAAGCACCAAUGAGCCAGAAGAGCUGAAAUUUAUGUGAAAGCUUCCUUACAUAGUGCAAAUUCAAGUUUGUUCAAAUCAUGCCACCGGGGUAGAUUGGGGCCAUAAUAGGGGAUCAAAGUUUUACCUAGAAAUAUAUAGGGAAAAUCUUUAAAAAUCUUCUUCUCAAGAGCCAAUGAGCCAGAAGAGCUGAGAUUUACAUGAAAGCUUCCUGACAUAGUGCAGAUUCCAAUUUGUUCAAAUCAUGGCCCCUGGGGGUAGGUUGGGGCCACAAUAAGGGAUCAAAGUUUUACAUGGGAAAUUGGGAAUAAAUAGAACAAAUCUUUAAAAAUCAUCCUCUCAAGAACCAAGGAGCAGGAGGAGCUGAGAUUUACAUGAAAGCUUCCUGGCAUAGUGCAUAUUCAAGUUUGUAAAAAUCAUAGCCUCCAGGGGUAGGUUGGUGCCACAAUACGGACUAAGGUUUUACAUGCAAAUAUAUAUGGAAAGUCUUCAGAUAUGGGUCAUGGUAACUCAGGGGAGCAAUGUGGCCCUUGGGCCUCUUGUUCGUCUAUUGUGUUUAAUUAGUUAAUAAAUCGAUGAAAAUGUCAAAGCUAUUCGGAAAUUUUAACCGAGAUAACUCUAAUUUUGCAAUCAGUGCAUGUGCAUUGGUGGGAGGAGAGAGAGAGAGAGAGAGAGAGAGAGAGAGAGAGAGAGAGAGAGAGAGAGAGUUUGUUUUUAUCUUUGCUAAGAUAUAUGCAUGUUCGAAUUGAGAAUUACAAUGAGUGUACAUGUACUUUGUUCAAUCCUGUGUGUUUAUUCAUCAUAUAGUAUUUGUUUAUAACGUAAGAAAUAUACCUAUCAAAAUGA
Ostrea edulis (European flat oyster) is the source of this 4112-nucleotide messenger RNA. RefSeq names its product serine/threonine-protein kinase fray2-like. The coding region runs from base 157 to 1047 and encodes 296 amino acids. The record is from RefSeq and is a predicted model, not a curated record. The transcript has 3 exons. Lineage: Eukaryota; Metazoa; Mollusca; Bivalvia; Ostreida; Ostreidae.